Molecule: messenger RNA, 1239 nt
Organism: Fopius arisanus
Lineage: Eukaryota; Metazoa; Arthropoda; Insecta; Hymenoptera; Braconidae
Gene: epsilonCOP
Product: coatomer subunit epsilon
Exons: 3
Coding region: 95-991 (298 amino acids)
Biological process (GO): intra-Golgi vesicle-mediated transport; endoplasmic reticulum to Golgi vesicle-mediated transport; retrograde vesicle-mediated transport, Golgi to endoplasmic reticulum
Cellular component (GO): COPI vesicle coat
Molecular function (GO): structural molecule activity; protein binding
Source: RefSeq, a predicted model, not a curated record
AAAAUGGUUCCAAAAUAUGAACCAAACAAGAAACACGUGGAAACUCCAGAUAAGUCGAAACGGCUGGAACUGAAACGUCACAGAAGCAGUCAAGAUGGCACGUCAGCAGGGUGAUGUUGACGAGUUAUUUGACGUUAAAAAUCACUUCUACAUCGGUAAUUACCAGCAAUGCAUCACCGAGGCUCAAAAAGUGAAGCCCUCAUCGUCGGAUGUAGCCCUGGAGAGGGACGUUUUCCUUUACCGUGCGUACAUCGCCCAGAGGAAAUUUCGAGUUGUCCUGGAUGAGAUAAAUAACUCAUCACCAGUCAAUCUCCAACCUCUCAAGCUGUUGGCUGAGUACUUUGCGACUCCUGGAAAACGAGAUGCUAUUCUCAAUGAGCUGGAUAAGAAUUCUGGUAAUUUUGGAGAUAACCACAAUGGAAUGAUCGUCGCUGCGACUAUUUAUUACCACGAGAAGAAUCUGGAGUCAGCCCUGAGGGUUUUGCACAGCGCUGAGAAUCUCGAGUGCAUGGCCCUCACUCUUCAGAUUUAUUUGAAGAUGGACAGGUUGGAUCUUGCCAGGAAGGAGCUCAAAGCCAUGCAGGAGAAGGAUGAUGAUGCUACGUUGACUCAACUUGCUCAGGCCUGGGUUAACAUCAGCAGUGGAGGUGACAAACUCCAGGAUGCUUAUUAUAUCUUCCAGGAAAUGAUUGACAAACACUCCAGCACGAGUAUGCUACUAAAUGGCCAAGCAACUUGUUUCAUUGGUCAAGCUAAAUACGAAGAGGCGGAAACAGCCCUUCAAGAAUCCCUCGACAAGGACAGCAAUAACCCUGACACUCUAAUCAAUAUGAUUGUUCUGUCACAGCACAUGGGAAAGCCCCCAGAGGUUGCCAACCGGUACUUGAGUCAGCUCAAGGAUUCAAAUCUUGAACAUCCAUUUGUCAAGGAGUAUCUCCAGAAAGAAAUUGAAUUCCAGAGGUUGAAGAAUCAGUACUCCCUCUCAGCAUAAAUCCCCUUUCCCCAAAUUGUCUCAUUCGAUUGAAAAAAAAAACGAGUAGAGUAUGGGGCAUUCCAUUAUUAAAAUUACAGAUCACAACAGUGUUGCUGCCAUUUUGUAAUUGAACAUUUAUAAGAGACUAAUGAGUAAUUGAUUCACUGGAAAUAUUUCCUAUACUUUUAGUACGUUUAUCUCAUUAUAUUACCAUUAUAAUAUAUUAUAGUUACAAUUUCAAAUAAAGAGGAGAAAGUAUUCGAGAA